Messenger RNA from Patella vulgata (common limpet), 5471 nucleotides. RefSeq names its product inhibitor of nuclear factor kappa-B kinase subunit alpha. Gene Ontology annotation, molecular function: ATP binding; IkappaB kinase activity. The record is from RefSeq and is a predicted model, not a curated record. Gene Ontology annotation, cellular component: cytoplasm; IkappaB kinase complex. Gene Ontology annotation, biological process: positive regulation of transcription by RNA polymerase II; peptidyl-serine phosphorylation; tumor necrosis factor-mediated signaling pathway. The coding region runs from base 464 to 2845 and encodes 793 amino acids. The transcript is spliced from 20 exons. Lineage: Eukaryota; Metazoa; Mollusca; Gastropoda; Patellidae.
UAUUUCUAGUUUAUGGGAACUCAAUCGUAGUGCGGUCAUAGCAGACUUGAAGUUUUUAUUGUGUACAUGAAGCAAAUAAUUAGCUGGAUAGUCUAUAGUAGGUUUUACAGUGCCGUAAGUUCUAAGUUUUGAAUUGCCAGAAAUAUAUUCGGUUUUAUAAAUAGUAUUGAAUUGGGACCUUAUGGCCGUUUGAAUGCAAAUGAUUACAGGAUUUCUUUAUUGUCUAUAUUUAGUAACACUAACAGGAUAUGACGUCAACUUGAUCUUGGUACUCCCCUUUCUAAACAUAGAAUUGACAGUGAAACGUUCAGUUUUUUGAUAAAUACUUGCAACUGUUUGGAUUAUGUUUGGUUGACAGCCAUAUUCUACUCAUAAAAAUGUACCAACCAGGUUACUAACAACUAUUAUAACCAUUUAGAGUACUAUUAAGCCGUAGGAAAGGUUAAUUUAUAGUGUAUUUUAAAUGGUGAGGAUGCUUCAGCAACAUCAACAACAAAUACAGGGUGCAACGGCUGCACAACAACAACCGUAUCCAAUUUCUCCUCAACCUCAACAAUUUAAUAAUUUUCCUGAAGAAUUUCUCCAGGUUGGACAGCGAAGAGAAAGAUGGAUAUUAGACAGAACAUUGGGCUCGGGAGGAUUUGGAACUGUCACCUUAUGGAAAAAUGAGAUAACUGGAGAAGAGGUGGCAAUAAAGAAAUGUCGACUUGGAGGUAAUAUGUCACAUAAAAAUUGUCAAAGAUGGCAAAUAGAAGUGGAUAUAAUGAAAAGAUUAAACCAUGAAAAUGUUGUGUCUGGGUGUGAUGUUCCUGUUGGGCUGGAAUCUUUAAAAGAUGAUCUUCCAUUAUUAGCCAUGGAAUACUGUGCUGGUGGUGACUUAAGAAAGGUUCUAAAUAAUCCCAAAAAUUGUUGUGGAAUGAGUGAAUUCGAAGUCCGAUGUUUAGCACAAGAUAUUUCUUCAGCUAUUGAAUAUUUACACAUUAAAAGAAUUAUUCACAGAGAUUUAAAACCUGAAAAUAUUGUACUUAGCUCAGCUGAGAACAGGACUAUAUAUAAACUGAUUGAUCUUGGUUAUGCUAAAGAAUUAGAUCAGAGUAGUGUUUGCCAAUCUUUUGUUGGAACUUUACAGUAUUUAGCUCCAGAAUUAUUUGUUGGUCAGAAAUAUACACAGACGGUAGAUUUUUGGUCUUUUGGAACUGUUAUAUUUGAAUGUUUAACUGGGUCAAGGCCAUUUUUACCUUCUUUGUCUCCUGUCAGAUGGCAUAAAGAAGUUAACCAGAAGUCACCAGAUGAUAUCUGUGCAUAUUUUGACAAUAAUGCUGAAAUCAGAUUUUCAAAGAAACUAUUUACUCCAAACCAUUUAACAAAAAUAAUGCAAAAUUAUUUUGAGAAUUGGUUGAAACUAAUGUUAAGAUGGGAUGCAAAGAGUCGAGGAGGAGGUUUAACUGAAGAACGAAGACCUAAUUGUUUUGUUCAUUUAAAAAGUAUUUUAUCUCUUAAGAUUUCACAUAUAUUAUUUGUUGAAGCUAACCGGUUGAUAUCUGUACCUGUACCAAAUACUCAAACGAUGCAGGAUUUACAACGUAUUAUCGAACAGGAGACUAAAAUACCUCCAUUAGAUCAAGAUAUAUUAUUAGCUAGUGGUCUAAGUCCAGAUUUAACUAAACCUGCCUCACAGUGUUGGUCAGAACCUGGUGAAGAAGAAUGGUUAGUAUUUUUAUUUAGGAAAAGUGACACAACUUUAACAUACAAGAGAGGUAAACAGUUGCCUCAGAUGGUACAGCAUAUAGUUAAAGAACCGAAAACAAUAUUAUCCAAUAGUGAACAAAGAAAAGCUUGGGCUCAUGCUGUUUUCUUCUGUCAAGAACAGAAUCAAGACUUUAAACGUCUGAUCGGAAGCCAGAGAGCCACCAUGUUAAGUUUAUUGAGGUCUAAUUCUGAAUUUGUGCGAAUGAAGAGUAAAAUGCUGUCAGAUGUGGGACAAAUGAUGGCAAGAAAAGAUCAUUUCAAAGACAGUUUAGAGUUAGAUAUUGCUAAAUAUGAAGAUCAGAGGAUUGAUGGUAUCACUUCUGAUUUGAUGUUUUCAAAAUGGCAGAAAACGGAAGAUGAUAUUGACAAAUUCAACGAAUUGAGAGAUUAUGCUCUAAAGUUGGAACAGGAUGCAAAUGCUUUGCAAACCAAAAUUGUGGAGCUACAGAAAAGUCCAUAUGCCCGAGGAAAACCAAGCCCACAUCUCAAUGAAUGUGAAGAAAAGGCAAGGACAUUGUUUAGUCAACUUAGACAAGCUUCAAAAGGUAGCCACUUGAUGGAACAUACACAGAUGGUAGAUGCAGUGACCAAAUGUAUUUUAUUUAGAGACAGAUCAGUAGCAGAAAUGUUGACUCAUAUCAGUAAAAUUUGUAUCUGCCGUGCUAAUUUGAAUCAAAUAUUACCCAAUAUACAGAGAUGUUGCGAUGACAUAAGUGCAGCAUGUAAACAGCUUACAUCUAAUCAACGUAGUAGACAACAAGAUAUCUGGAAACUUAUUAAAGUUGCUCUAGGUCAAGCCAAAGCGCUGUCCAGAUCAAACUCUCAAAAACAGCAACAGUCCAUGCCCCAGCAAGUUCAGCCAGUUAAUCAUACACCUAUGUCUAUUACAAGUUCUAGUUUAAUGCAAUCUUUGUCCAGAUGUGAAUCAUUGAGAAUAAUGGAAAAUGGAAAGGAGCAAGCAGAAAGAAAUCAGAGCAUGAUGAGACAAAUAAUGGAACAAGAUCAAAGUAAUAUGAUAUCAAGUUCGUUAAAUGAACUUUUGUAUAAUCAAGAUACAGAUAUUGACAAUGAUAUACACGAAACGAAUCUUACGUAACAUAAAAUGCAAUCCAUAGAAACCAAAAAAUAGACACGGUUUUAAUUCCUUUUCAUAAAGAAAAAUGCAUCCAUUAUGUUGCUUUGCCUCAUUAAAUAUCAAUCAAACCUAAAUGGAAACUUGCAGUGGGGUUCUGUUACUUUACCAAACAUCAAAGGAAAUACUUCAAAUACACAACUAUUUGUUGUAUACAUCCCUGCAAUCUGGUUCACAUAUCCUGAAUAAAAAUAUUGUUAAAAAAAAAUCCCUGCAAGAAUUUAUCACUGCAACUCACGCAUCACAUCGUUGUACUGUUUUAGCAGGAGUUUCUGUAUUUAAUGUUUAGUUAUAGAGUCUGAAAUUCAGACCAUUGUUGUAAAUUAUUAAAAUCUGUUGAAAAUCAUCAAAAACUAAUGGGUUCCUACUGUCACAUAGUUUAAAAUGGUCUGUCUAGAUUAGAUGAUGAGUGUCAGGUUUACAACUGUGUCGAGUAAUUAAUUAAUCUGUUAAUUACUCAACACCUUUUGGGAAAGUAAACACUUGUAAACAUAUAAUAUUGUAUUUGAUUUAUAGAAAAAGUUAAGAUGUAGUAUGUUUGCACAAUUUAUUGCUUGUGCAUAAAAUACCACAAUCAAGUUAUAAUGCACACAAAAUAAUAUUUUGCAGGAUAAUGUUUGGGGAAAAAAUAAAAAACAAUUUCAGUCAUAUUUGUGCUCAUAAAGAUAAACCUUGUAAUGUUGAGAGUUCAAGUAUGGUUGCAGGACUAAUCAGUGCCGGACUAAAUGAGAGAUUGUGCUUGACAAAAGCCUGAAUUUGUGCCUGUGAUAAGUGCCUUAUUUCCAGGCUUGUUAACAAGCUGCAUAGUGACAGUAUCAGACGUAUGUUGUAGACAAUAGGAAGAAUUGAGGACUAAGUAAGGUAUUGAAGAGUUUUGAAAAUUUAGAAUGGCCCCCUGAGUAUAUGUUGCUGAUGCUGGUUUACUUACCAAGUGGUCCUGCCCUUUAUCCUGGUCUUGGUCUUGGUCUCUCGCAGGAAAGCUUAUUCACUUAGCUUAGGUCCGAUGUCGGACGAAUAUCCACAGCAUUAAUAAGACCUAUGUUUUUUUUAGCAUUUCUUAGAAUACUAAUAUCAAUAUUCUACAACCACUAUAUAGAUAUAUAUAUAUAUUGAAUGUAUAUUUUUUUUUGAAGAAACUUCCAUGGUGCAACUUUUAUUAUUUCAUGUUACAGAAUUAUGUAACAAUGGUGUAAAAAAAUUGUGUAAACUGCAUUUAUAGAAAUUUUGCUCGUUAUUUUUUAUUUUACAAGUGAUAGAACUGAGUAAUCUGUAAAUAAAAUAAGUGCUUGAGACUUGCUCAAAUGCAGUAGCAUAAUAUGAACGAGAGGGGUUCACUAGUCUGCGGGUGCACUAUUCUGUCGUUAUAAAAAAUACUAUAAAUAAUUGGUAUAUAAAAAAACCCAGCAGGUAUGCUGGCUGAUUGGUAUCAUGUUGUGAUGUCGUCGUUUCGCCCUUCAUAACGACAUUUUAAACCGACAGCAUGACAUUUUAACCCGACAAUACAACAUUUAUACAUGUUGUAUGUAAUGUCGCGUAAAAAUGUUGUAUUGUCCUGUUAAAAUAUUGUGAUGUCGGCCAUCUUCCUCUCAAUAUACAGUUUGAUUAUGUACACUGAUCCUGGUGUUGGUCAAGAAUGUUCCCCGGGAUGUUGCAACGUGGUUUCUCCUUCUUGGUAGUGCAGCCAAUCGGACUAUUAAAGAUAGGCAUAUGCUACGCAGAGUGCUAUGACAGAAAUUUUCUAUGGACAAUGGCAUUUCUUCAUCGAAUUCCAAAUGUGAAUGGUUCUUUAAUGUGCAUGCCAAUGUGUACACAGGGGCUUGUGUUUUUGUCCCAUCUUCACAACUAGACAAUAUCCUUUGUUCAAACAUUCGUCCUGCACUACCGACAGGGCGAAACCAUGCUGCGAAAUCCCAGGGAACUUUCUUGAUCAGCACCAGGAUCAUUGUAAAUAAUCAUACUAUAUAUUGAGAGGAAGAUGGCCGACAUACAACAUUUUAACCCUGACAUUACAGUUUAAAUGUCAUGGUGUCAAGUGAAAUGUCAUAUUGUCGGUUUUAAAUUGUUGUGAUUUCGGGUUGUUGGGUUGUCACCUUAUGAAGGGCGACAUCACAACAUGAUACCAUACCAUUCUGCCACCAUACCCGCUUGGUUUUUUGAUACCCAUCUUUAUAGUAUUUUUAUACCGGUGGAUGAGUGCACCCGUGGACUAGUGAACCCGCGGACCAGUGAGCAUUCCCUAUACGAACAUGGUGUAGAUGAUAUAAUGUUAAAAUGUGUAUUCUCUAUAUUUUAAUUCAAAAAAGAUUUUUUAAAAGUUUAUUGAAUGAGCUCACAAGUCAUCAUUCCGUAGUUAUGGUUGUUGUCCAUUUAAAUCUGCUUUGUGUUCAAAAGAAGUGAUUUAACAUUGCUAGUUGUCACCUGUCCAGGCUGAAGCAUGGAAUGUGAUUAUGAACAUAAUAUAAAACAAAAUUGUUAUCAUUAUGUAAAUUUGUGAUCAUUAUGUAAAUUUGUUAUCAUCUAUUGUAUAUAAAACUGUUGAGUGCGAUAAAUUAUAUGUAAUAUUAAGGUAAUAAAACAAGAUUUAAUUUAA